AUGGCCAACCUAUAUGAGGAUCCAGACUGGUCACAGAAGGACUUGGCGGGGCCAAUGGCAGCAAUGAGGGCACAAGUGAUCAAGAGCAAGCUUAGCAUCUUGACCCCUUCCCGGUUACAGUGGUAUCAGCAGGAAUUAAAGGAGCGGGCCAAGCACGGCCACCCUGCCUGCUUUACCAAUCUGUGGGCCCUGCUUAAUGAGGCCCUGCUGCAUGAUGAGCCCCAUGACUACACGCUAUCAGGUCAGCAGGAAGCCCUGGAGCAUGGCCAGAAUCCGAUGCCCAUCUACUGUGCCCUCAACACCAAGGAGAAGAACCUGAGUACCUUUGAGUUUGGAGAAUGGGUGGAGUUCUCCCCAUAUGAGGUUGGCUUUCCCAAGUAUGGGGCCUUUGUCCCUUCUGAGCUCUUCGGCUCCCAGUUCUUCAUGGGACGACUGAUGAAGCGAUUACCUGAGUCCCGGAUCUGCUUCUUGGAAGGCAUCUGGAGCAACCUCUAUGCAGCUAAUCUCCAAGACAGCCUGUACUGGUCCUCAGAGCCUGACCAAUUCUGGGAUCGCUGGGCUCAGGAUCAAGUCACCCUGGAGAAGGAGGACAUCCCUUUACUGAAGAUGGAAGAGCCACCCUCAAUGACAAGCAGGAUUGCUAAAUUUUUUACGGACCUUUUAACCCGGCGCCCCAUGGCCGGGGCCACUCACAACUUCCUGCACGGCCUUCACUUUCAUCGGGACUACUUUAAGCACCCCCAUUUCUCUGCCUGGAAAGGCACCAAGCUUGAUGGGCAUCCUCACCAGCUGACCCCUGUGGAGCCUUAUCUGUGCCUGCUGGACGUGGGCUACUUUAUCAACACCAGCUGCCCUCCCCUGCUGAUGCCGACCCGAGAAGUGGAUCUCAUCCUGUCAUUAGACUACAACCUCCAUGGGGCCUUUCAG
Molecule: messenger RNA, 927 nt
Organism: Gracilinanus agilis (Agile Gracile Mouse Opossum)
Lineage: Eukaryota; Metazoa; Chordata; Mammalia; Didelphimorphia; Didelphidae
Product: cytosolic phospholipase A2 beta-like
Exons: 6
Biological process (GO): glycerophospholipid catabolic process
Cellular component (GO): cytosol
Molecular function (GO): calcium-dependent phospholipid binding; calcium ion binding
Source: RefSeq, a predicted model, not a curated record